GAGCCCUAUCGGCACCCGUAAGAGAGCCUAGGCGGCGACGGUGCUGCCACGUCCGCUGCGGCGGCGGCAGAAGAAUUCGUGAGACCUCUGGGCGGCUGCGGGUAACCAUGGCCUUUACCCUAUACUCGCUGUUGCAGGCGGCCUUGCUGUGCGUGAACGCCAUCGCCGUACUGCACGAAGAGCGCUUCCUCAAGAACAUUGGCUGGGGAACAGACCAGGGAAUUGGUGGAUUCGGAGAGGAGCCAGGAAUUAAAUCUCAGCUAAUGAACCUUGUUCGAUCUGUAAGAACUGUGAUGAGAGUGCCAUUGAUAAUAGUAAACUCAAUUACUAUUGUAUUGCUCUUACUAUUUGGGUGAACAUCAGUGGAAGAAACAGAGUCUUAUAAGAAGAGAUGCCAGCAGAAGUUACUGCCUUGGUCAUUAUUGAAAUAUUCAGCUCUUAGCAGGCCAACCUUGCACUUGAAAAAAUGUAAAGUUGUCAAUAAAACUAGAGUUUUUAUUUGACCGAUUUAUUUUUAAUGUUGCAUUUGUAGUUUCAUUACAAAAAGAUAA
Messenger RNA from Fukomys damarensis (Damara mole-rat), 551 nucleotides. It is a transcript of the gene Ier3ip1, whose product is annotated as immediate early response 3 interacting protein 1. NCBI's taxonomy places the organism in Eukaryota, Metazoa, Chordata, Mammalia, Rodentia, Bathyergidae. Bases 108 to 356 code for a protein of 82 amino acids. The record is from RefSeq and is a predicted model, not a curated record. Gene Ontology annotation, cellular component: COPII-coated ER to Golgi transport vesicle; endoplasmic reticulum membrane; Golgi membrane. The transcript is spliced from 3 exons. Gene Ontology annotation, biological process: endoplasmic reticulum to Golgi vesicle-mediated transport.